This is a messenger RNA of Xiphophorus couchianus (Monterrey platyfish), 2535 nucleotides long. RefSeq names its product serum response factor binding protein 1 (gene srfbp1). The record is from RefSeq and is a predicted model, not a curated record. Gene Ontology annotation, biological process: maturation of SSU-rRNA. Bases 312 to 1955 code for a protein of 547 amino acids. Gene Ontology annotation, cellular component: nucleus; 90S preribosome. NCBI's taxonomy places the organism in Eukaryota, Metazoa, Chordata, Actinopteri, Cyprinodontiformes, Poeciliidae. The transcript has 3 exons.
UUCAUCCUCCCCCUGUUGAUUCUCUGUUGAUAUCGCUCUGGUAACUGGAACUGGAAACGUCACCCGCUCAUCCUAAUAUCCCCACUUGUUCCAAUUACCCACCAUUGUAGCUGUUUUAUGCUCAUGAAACAAAGAAAUAAAUAAAAACAGUCCGCCGAAGGCCCUCCCCCUUUCACGACACGCUGCGUUGCUCGCGUCCUGACGUGUCGCGGCGGCGACGUCGAAGACGUAGGAAACAUGGCUGCUCCCUGCUAGUCGAAGUGUUUCCCUUGAAUUUUUAUCUGUUUGUGCAAAACUUUCAUUUCUGAACGAUGAUUAACACCGAGAAAACGUUCCCAUCUGUUGAAGAGCAAGUACAGGACGAGAUGGAAGAAGAAGACAAGGAGGACGACGAAGAGGAAGGAGCCACAAGCUCAGAUGAUAAUAAUAAUAAUAAUGAGGAGGAGGAGGAGAAGGAUGAAGAGGAAGCAGGAGGUGAAAAGGAAGCAGAACCGUCUUCUGCUGCGGAGGAAAAGAAGCCCUCCGAUGUCCUGAAUCUAAACAACGAGGUGGUGAAGAUGAGGAAGGAGGUGAAGAGGGUGAAGGCUCUGCUCAUCAGGAAGCUCACUCGUCAGAUUGUCGCCUUGAAGAAGAAGAAGGGAAAGGAGGCAGAAAUGGAGAGGAAUCAGAGGAGAGCUGCGAGGCUGCUGGAGGAGGUCCACAGCAUGAAGAAGCUCCCUCCAGACGGGGUGACCAAGACGGCCUUGCGAAAGAACCUCAACUUUGAGCGUGUUUGCAAAAACCCCAAGUCGACCAUGUUAGACAGAGCCGUAGCACGCAUCGCCAGCCACCCUCAGUUCAGGAAGAAGAUCGAGAGCAUCAGAGCCGCCGUCAAAGACUUCAGAGAGGAGCGCAACCAGGCCAGAGAACAGGGGGAGCACCCGAAAGGCCAGAGGCGACCAGAAAAAGCCACCCAGCUUUCACCAGACACAAGACAAGACAGGAAAAAGGAGGAUGAAGACAAAGACAAUCCUUUGAACCAACAAGUGGAAGACAUUAAGAAAGGAGCAGAUGUCCUUAAAAGUGCUAAGACAUCAGUUGUACAAUCACCUGCUACCCCUGAUGUUCACAAGCAAGAGAAGCCAGAGUCUACCAGUGCUAAAGCUACUGUAGUUAAAAGCAGCAUGAAGCCUAAGCCUCAAAGUAAACACGAGGAGAAGAAUUCCCGUCUUCAUUCUGUUCCUGAAGUAGCUCUCGAAAGCGCAGAUGAAGAAGAGAGCGACGUAGAGUCGUCGGACGGCGAAGAGAAAGAGUACUUCGACGACAGCACGGAGGAGCGUUUCUACAAGCAGUCCUCCGCGUCAGAGGAGAGCGAUGAAGACGACUUCUUCAUAGGGAAAGUUAGCAAAUUCAAGAAGAAGAAGAAAAAAGAGACGAGCGGCGAAGUGGAGGUGGAUAAAGAACGGGAAGGGAAAAAAGAUCCGGGCGACCCGAAAUCCGACAAACUCCAGAGUGAACUGAACGAGCUGCAGUCCAGGUUGAAGCCCAAACCCAUGACAGUUCAGUCUGUGUUCUGCUCGUCGCUGGCCGGAGGUAAGGGCAGACGGGGUGGCAACAAAGGGAAAGGGACGGGUAAACCUGGAGCUCCGGGGAACUCCAAAACCAUCGGAGGUCUAAAUGAUGGAGGCUCUGGCAAAUCAAAGUUCAGAAAGCAGGAGAACAGAACUUCAAAUUCUGGGACCAAGUUCGGCAAACGCCCCGAGUCGAACAGAAAAGAAUCUGGGUCUGCCGGGAGAGGAAGAGGCGAAGACGUCCGAAAGCAGAAGGACAACAGGGGGGGAGGCUUCCUCUCCCAUCAGCCGCCACAGCCGGCGCUCCAUCCAUCAUGGGAGGCCAGCAAGAAGAGGAAGGAGCAGCAGGGACAAAUCCUGGCAUUCCAAGGGAAGAAGAUUAAAUUUGAUGAUGAUGAUGACUGAAGGAAUAGUUUUAGAACUGAAUAAAUUUAGCCUUCAGGAAUGUAUUUUGGUUGCGGUCAUCUUCUGUUCCUCCUAGAUAUGAAGUCUAUUGCUUAGACGUUUGUCAUUUGUUCAAGUGUAGAUUCAAGACGGUGUGUUGAGGCCGUUGUGAACGUCUUUGUCUUUAGUGAUAAAACUUAAAUCUUAAGAUGCUUGAGACGUCAGAAUAUGACGGUUUAGUACUUAAAAAAAAACAACUACUGUGUGUUUCAAGGAAAAUUUCUAUUAAACUUGGUUUUUCACAUUUGUGAACAUGGUCACCUAUUUCCCUGUUUACAUUUCCAUAAAACUCAUAUUGUGACGUGUUUAUAUACACUGUGGAAAACCUUUCACUCGACUAACCAUUUCUUGUUUAUGCGUAAUAUCAGGCUAAUACCUAAUAGCCCCUGUUAUUAGGCAAGUUUAAAUCAAUGGCAAAUUUUGGAGGGUUUUUUUUACCCUUACAGCUCUGUGUUUCUUCAAAUAUUCUAAGCGGUGUCUUUGAAUUUAUUUAAAGUUACACUGAAUUGUAUUAAUUCAAUAAAAUAUUCGAUCAUUUGAA